UCUAGCUAACCGAAUCUCAUACAGAUGAAUAUUUUAUAUUUAUAUUUUUUCAGUGAACAGGUUUGCGUCGAGCACGUGCUUAAAUGACGUAACUGCGCUCUCACACAAGGUAAAAUGGCAGCCACCAUUGGAAGCCUGCUCAGGACGUCUGCAAGGGUCGCAGCAGGAGGGUUGAAAAUCACAGCAGCCUGUCAGCAUGGAGCAUCUGGGGCUGCAAGAACCCUCAUCUGUCCUGCACUACCAAGAGCCUGCUUCUCUACCAACACUUCCAGAUGGGCCCCUGCUGUCACUCAGCCUGCUCCUGCUUUUAAGGCCACAGCCGUCCACAAUGGAGAGUUCAAGGAGAUGAGCCUUGCUGAUUUCAAGGGCAAAUAUUUGGUGCUCUUCUUCUACCCACUGGAUUUCACCUUUGUGUGUCCAACAGAGAUCAUCUCAUUCAGCGACAAGGCCAAUGAGUUCCAUGACAUCAACUGUGAGGUGGUGGGUGUGUCGGUGGACUCUCACUUCACCCACUUGGCAUGGAUCAACACUCCUCGUAAGACUGGAGGUUUGGGCAAAAUUCAUAUCCCCCUGCUGUCCGACCUCAACAAGCAGAUCUCCAGAGACUACGGGGUGCUGCUGGAGGGUCCAGGCAUUGCCCUGAGGGGCCUGUUCAUCAUUGACCCAAACGGUGUGGUGAAGCACAUGAGUGUGAACGACCUGCCAGUGGGCCGAAGUGUGGAAGAGACCCUUCGUUUAGUCAGGGCGUUCCAGUUUGUGGAGACCCAUGGUGAGGUGUGUCCAGCCAGCUGGACCCCUGAGUCACCGACGAUCAAACCAACCCCAGAAGGUUCCAAAGAGUACUUUGAAAAAGUCAACUGAAGACAAAGUUCACAACUCUUACACCUAUUAACAGUGAAUGGUGCAAGUCUAAAAAUACCUGUACCCUCUUAGUUUACCAUUUACAAAUUGUAGUUACACAUACUCAUCUGAAUACGCUAAUAAAUACAUUCUUUAUAAAUGACA
This is a messenger RNA of Scatophagus argus, 1005 nucleotides long. RefSeq names its product peroxiredoxin 3 (gene prdx3). The record is from RefSeq and is a predicted model, not a curated record. The transcript has 7 exons. NCBI's taxonomy places the organism in Eukaryota, Metazoa, Chordata, Actinopteri, Scatophagidae. Gene Ontology annotation, biological process: response to oxidative stress; cell redox homeostasis; cellular response to stress. The coding region runs from base 115 to 861 and encodes 248 amino acids. Gene Ontology annotation, cellular component: mitochondrion; cytosol. Gene Ontology annotation, molecular function: thioredoxin peroxidase activity.